This is a messenger RNA of Ornithorhynchus anatinus (platypus), 1375 nucleotides long. RefSeq names its product ubiquitin conjugating enzyme E2 L3 (gene UBE2L3). Bases 69 to 533 code for a protein of 154 amino acids. The transcript has 4 exons. The record is from RefSeq and is a predicted model, not a curated record. NCBI's taxonomy places the organism in Eukaryota, Metazoa, Chordata, Mammalia, Monotremata, Ornithorhynchidae.
AAGUGCAGGGGCUUUAGCCGCCCUGCCGGCCGCGAUGCAUUGUGGGCCGGCAGCAGCACAGACCCAAGAUGGCGGCCAGCAGGAGGCUGAUGAAGGAGCUUGAAGAAAUCCGCAAAUGUGGCAUGAAAAACUUCCGGAACAUUCAAGUGGAUGAAGCUAAUUUAUUGACCUGGCAAGGGCUGAUCGUUCCCGACAACCCUCCGUACGAUAAGGGAGCCUUCCGGAUUGAGAUCAACUUUCCCGCGGAGUACCCCUUCAAGCCCCCAAAGAUCACGUUCAAAACCAAGAUCUACCACCCGAACAUCGACGAGAAGGGGCAGGUUUGCCUUCCCGUCAUCAGCGCUGAGAACUGGAAGCCGGCCACCAAGACCGAUCAAGUCAUCCAGUCCCUCAUAGCGUUGGUGAACGACCCGCAGCCCGAACACCCUCUGCGCGCCGACCUGGCGGAGGAGUAUUCUAAGGACCGUAAAAAAUUCUGUAAGAACGCCGAGGAGUUCACAAAGAAAUACGGCGAAAAGCGGCCCGUGGACUGAACGCCGCGGCCACGGAGGUGUGCGGGCGUGCCGGGCGGGCGGCGGGCGGGCGGCGGGCGCCCGGGCCCCCCGGGCCCCCCGCCGAGCAGGACUCUAUGGGAAAUUGGCAAGGGCCACCGCCUGCUGGUAACUUGUGGCUGUUACUAACUUUCUACCGUUUUCUUAAUCAGAUGUGGUCUAGGUAACCUGUAAAGAAAGGAUUAAAUACUUAAGAUGUUCUAGUUCUGCUUUCCUUGUUUUAAAAAAAAAAAAGAAAAAAAAAUCACUGCUUCAAUCUACUUUAAGGAUACGUUGUUUCUUUUCUUGUCAGAAUUUAUCAAAAAUCGCCAACUUCCAUUCUGCCCUUAAGGCCGCGAGCCGAGCCGAUGGAAACGAUCGCGGCCGUCCUCGUGUCCGUGGACGGUUCCCCCUGGGUUUUUAUUUUCAUUUUAUUCUCCCCGCGCCCUGGGUUCAGGCUCCCGGCCCAGCAGGGAGCUGCAGCUGUUCUGUAGUUCCGUCCCUCCUUUCUCUCUCCUUCCACCCGCACCCCCUUUUCUCUCUGCUCUCUCUGUCUCUCAUCCUCUGUCUCUUUCUCGUUCUCUCUCUGUCUCCCCCCCUCCCCUCCCUCUGUCUCGUUCUCUCUCCCCCCCUUCCCCAUCUCUGCCCCGGGCUGCCGAAUCCUGACUUCUUCCCCCACUCGCUUUGGAACCGAAUAAAGCGUGUCCCGUCCCCCCCCCCCACCCCCGCUCGAGACGCAAGCGGGGGGCGGUGGGGGGGUCCGGGGCUGUUGGGCGGCGGGCCGGGCCUCGGUGCAGUCUGGCUGUUGUUACCACCGUUAUGUUCAUUAAAUGGGCAAUCCCCAA